AUGGUGAACAUUCCCAAGACGCGUAUGACCUACUGCAAGGGCAAGGAGUGCCGCAAGCACACCCAGCACAAGGUCACCCAGUACAAGGCCGGCAAGGCCUCGCUGUUCGCGCAGGGAAAGAGACGUUACGACCGAAAGCAGUCCGGUUACGGUGGUCAGACCAAGCCUGUCUUCCACAAGAAGGCUAAGACCACCAAGAAGGUUGUCCUGCGGUUGGAGUGCGUCAAGUGCAAGACCAAGCUUCAGCUCGCCCUGAAGCGCUGCAAGCACUUCGAGUUGGGUGGUGACAAGAAGACCAAGGGUGCUGCCCUCGUUUUCUAA
Messenger RNA from Colletotrichum higginsianum IMI 349063, 321 nucleotides. RefSeq names its product Ribosomal protein L44. Gene Ontology annotation, cellular component: cytosolic large ribosomal subunit; ribosome. The record is from RefSeq and is a predicted model, not a curated record. Gene Ontology annotation, molecular function: structural constituent of ribosome. Gene Ontology annotation, biological process: translation. NCBI's taxonomy places the organism in Eukaryota, Fungi, Ascomycota, Sordariomycetes, Glomerellales, Glomerellaceae. Bases 1 to 321 code for a protein of 106 amino acids. The transcript has 5 exons.